AUGAAACUUUUCAGGCUUAUUCUAUUGACCGUGGGCAGUGGAAUCUGUUCAGCGGAUAAUCCACGAAGAGUGCACUCUCGAUCGUACGGUUGCGGUACCAAUGUUGGGACUAAGAACUCAACAACUUCUGAAGGCGAUCAUGAUUUCAUCAUUGUGGGAGGUGGUAUAGCAGGGGUAACGCUCGCCAAUCGUUUGACUGAAAGUGGAGGUAUCACAGACGCCCUAUUUCUACAUCCGGGUGAAAGGGACCAGGGCGAAGAUUUCAUCACCACACCCGGUAUGGUGGGCUCCGGCGUUGGAACCAAAUAUGACUGGAACCGCACCAGCACGGUUGGUAGCGUUCUUGGAAGAAACAUGUCUCUUCCCAUGGGUAGAGGUGUAGGGGGAGGCAGUCUGAUCAAUCAGAUGGUGUUUACCCGAGGUACAAAAGGCGACUUUGAUCGCUGGGAGACCCUAGGCAACGAUGACAUGAACUGGGAUGGUAUGGUUGAAUUUUUCAAGAAAAGCGAGAAUUUCACUUCGCCUGUAUCCGACAUUCUCAGGGACUUCGACGCCAUGUGGGAUCCGGAAGUCCACGGCUUUGCGGGAGCGGUAAAGUCUACAUAUUCUCCGUUCUUCUGGCCAUCCACCAUCAACCUCGUAGAUAACAUCGUCAACGCCACUCGCGAACUUGGCAUUCGAAACCUUCGAGACGGCCAGGGCGGUGACGCCGCCGGCGGGUUCUUCUGUCCCAAGACUCAGAGACCCGUCGAGAACACCAGAAGUUCGGCGAGAGCUGCCCACUACGAUCAGGCUGCGCCGAGACCCAACUUCAAGUUGGCCGAAAACGCCCACGUAACUCGGAUUGUUGUCGAAGGGGGCAAAGCCGUGGGGGUUGAGUACGCUACCUCUGUUACCUCUAAAAAGAUAACAGUUAGAGCCCGCAAGGAAAUCAUCCUGUCCGCGGGUGCCUUACACACGCCGCAAAUCUUGCAGUUAUCUGGCAUUGGAGGCGCUGAGAAGCUUGCUUCUCUCAACAUUACGCCAGUCGUUGACCUUCCUGCUGUCGGACAAAACCUACAAGACCACCCCCUCCUCGUCGCCGUCUUUGGAUUGAACGUUCCGCUUUCCUCGGCAAACCUGACAUCUAACCAAAGUUACGCAGCAGAGAUGGCCAACCUCUAUCGAACGCAGCGGGUCGGACCCCUGGCGAAUCCUGGAGGUGAAUAUAUUUUGUUCCUGCCUCUGUCAAACAUUACGACCAAGGCGUCCGGGAUGGCGCAGGAGGCCUACAUUCAGAACCCCGCCGACCUCCUGUCCGACGCACCCGAGGAGGUCCAACAUGGAUACACUAAGCAGCAUGAACUUCUGACUCAAGGGCUCACAUCGGACGUCAUGACGCCUCUCGAGGUGUUUUGGAACGAUGGUACUAUCGUUCUUGGUCUCGAGCAUCCCUUCUCCCGCGGCUCCGUUAACAUUGUCUCGGCUGACCCUUUUACGGCCCCAAACAUCGACCCCGGUUACUUGACGAACCCCCUGGACAUGGCCGUCCUAGUGGAAGGGAUACGCUUUUCCAGACGUAUAAUGGCCACGACGGCCAUGGCUCCAACCUCGGCUGUCGAGGUACUGCCGGGAGCCAAUGUCACUUCGGACGCCGACAUUGAGUUGUACAUCAAACAGAACUUAGCUACAUUUGCGCACUACGCCGGCACCGCCACUAUGGCUGCCCGUGAGAUGGGAGGCGUCGUCAAUUCGUCUUUCAAGGUCUACGGUGUCGAGAAUCUGAGAGUUGUCGAUGCCAGCAUCAUACCUCUUCUCCCAGCCGCCCAUACAAGUUCCACAGUUUACGCGCUGGCAGAAAAGGUACUUUCAUCUCUACAUCCGUUGGCACGCUGCUUCUUUGACUAA
Molecule: messenger RNA, 1887 nt
Organism: Colletotrichum truncatum
Lineage: Eukaryota; Fungi; Ascomycota; Sordariomycetes; Glomerellales; Glomerellaceae
Source: RefSeq, a predicted model, not a curated record